AUGCCUAAAAGGAGAGCACCCCAAAGAGAUGUUUACGAAGGUCUGGAAUAUCGACAGCCAGCGUACAUGACCGGCUAUACCGGAUAUGUUCCAGGAAUGCACUUUAGAUAUGGACAAUCGUAUGGUAGAGCGGCAGAUGACUGCAUGGCAGACUUCGUUGAAAGUCAACGCGAGUUACGACGUAAAUCCGACCUCAACAGGAGUUUCGUGCGUUCCCGCAGCGCUCCCAAGAUGGAAACUGUCCAUUCACGCGAUGAGAUAGCGCGCGACCUUAACAGAUUUACAGAGAUCAAUAAGUACAGAGAUCACGCAAUAUCACCGGAAUACCCUCCUAUAGCUGGUUACACUGGCCACAUUCCCCGCAUCAAAGGAUCAGAAGCAUCCCUCAGUCAACGUUACCACUGCGCCGCGAAACGUGGCUUGGAGCUCAUCCAAAUGGAACGCGACCAGAGGACGGAACUGGAGAAUGCGGACUCUAAUGUCAGGACCAUCCUCAAAGACCACGAGAACAAAUACUCGUACUGGAAUUGGGGAUAG
Molecule: messenger RNA, 537 nt
Organism: Diatraea saccharalis (sugarcane borer)
Lineage: Eukaryota; Metazoa; Arthropoda; Insecta; Lepidoptera; Crambidae
Source: the annotation of a GenBank genome assembly